AUGAUGCGAUUGUCCCAGCUGCCAUGGGGGCUAGCUGCCCUCCUCGCAGCUGCGUGUCUGCCCUCGCUACAAGUCGCAGCCUCUCCAUCAAUUAAUGUUGCCUUAAAAGCCGCUUUCCCCUCUCCCCCAUACUUGGUCGAGCUGCUUGAAACAGCAGCGUCCGACAAUACUACGAUAUACUAUUCCUUGCUUGAUCGCAUCGCGAAGGGCCACUUUGCUGAGGCAACCACCGAUAAAGCCUUGUACGAGAAAUUCCUCGAAGUUCUACGUGAUGAUGGCCACAUGGAUCCGGAGGCCCUCUCGGCCUUUAAGCUUGCGCUCUCUUUGAGAACCGCGACUCCACGCGUAGAGGCGCACUAUCAGUACUACACAGCUACCGUGGAACCCUCACUCUCCGGUACCCAGGAAGGUUGUGACCAGUGGUUCUUGAUCGAUGGGGAGCAGUACUGUUCUCCUACUCUAGACACUUCACACGGAAAGGUGAAAGGCGAGGAUCAGUUGCGGACACUGCCAUUUGAUCGGAAGUUUGGCGUUGGUUCCCGUGAUGUGAUUCUGUAUGCCGACAUCACGUCCAAGAGCUUUGCUCCGUUCCACGAGGUUGCGAUGGAUCUCGCCAAGAAAGGCAAGGCCUCGUAUCGCGUGAGAUAUCGAAGAAGCCCGUCCCAUUCACGCGAGUCUCUGUCCGUCAAUGGCUAUGGAGUUGAGCUUGUGCUGAAGCGAACCGAUUACAUCGUCAUUGAUGACCGAGACACGGGUGCUGCAGCAAAGCCAGCAGAGGAAAACGACCAAAAGCCUCUCGUUGGACAUGAGACCGUACUUGACGAUGGAGAAGAAAUUGCGGAUAUCAAACCGCUGGAGAAAUCCGAACUUGCCGCCUUGGGCAUGAAGGCCGCCUCAUUCGUAAUGCAGAGUGAAAAGCCGUUCGAGGCCCUGCUGAAACUCACCCAGGACUUUCCGAAGUAUUCCAACUCUCUUGGAUCUCAGAAUGUCUCAGCCGAGUUUGAGGCAGAGCACCGAGGGAACCGCGAGGUUUUUCUUCCUGAAGGGUCCAACGUCUUAUGGCUGAACGGUCUCCACUUGAUCGACCGCCAGAUUCAGCCAUUCGGCUUAGUGGAUCUUCUGACCAGAGAACGGAAGCUAAUCAAGAGCGUCCUGGACCUCGGUCUCACUGGUCAGCAGGCUGUUGAUCUGUUGGGGCAUGCAGAGGUUGCGCAUGCGAAAUCUGGAGAUGACGAGCCCCGGAGAUUUGAUUGGAGGGAUGAUAUCGAAGAAGGACAAGUUAUCAUCUGGUUAAAUAACCUUGAAAAGGACAAGCGGUACAAGUCCUUCUCUCCCAGCAUUUGGGUUCUAAUUCAUCACUUCGGUCACGGGCUCCCCCAGAUCCGCAGGGAUGUUUUCAACUUGGUCGUUCCCGUAGACCUCACCAAAGCCGACGAUGUCAAGAUUGUGGUCGAGGGUCUCUUAUCCUUUGUGAAGCGGUUAAUUCCUGUUCGAUUUGGCUUCGUUCCUCUGACGCCUACCGGCCAGGCUAUUGACCAAGCCAAGGUUGUGUACUAUCUCCUAGAAAAUUAUGGUUUAGCUGCAGCAACUGCAUACCUGGAGAAGUCGUAUGAGGAGCAAAGCACCGGCCAGCCAAACGAACGUAUCUUCAACGAAGUGAUCAAAGACAAGUCUUUGCGUCCAGACGGUGUUGAGCUUUCUUUCAAGGAUAUCUUUAUCUCCGAGAAGCACGAAAAGCAAAUACACCUCUCAAAGCAUUGGGUGGAACGCCUGCGUGCUGGAGGUGAUGUUCCUACUGUCUUCUUUGAUGGUUUCCCAAUUCCACGGGAGGACAAUUGGCUGCGGGUGAUGAACCACAGAUUGAUGCAAGACCUGCAGGCUCUCCAGCAAGCCGGUUACUUCGGCAUGCUGAAUGAGUCCAUGUGGCUUCCUGGCUUCUUCCUCGAGAAAGCCCUAUCAAGACGGAACACUCUCAUUUUCCCCGAAGACAAGAACGAGCUCACUGUGCUCAACGUAAACAAGAUUUAUAUUGAGAAUCACGAUCUUAUGAGCAAGGUUCCUGUUAUCGAGGCCAGCAAGGAGUCAACUAGGGAUGACUGGGCAGCCUUAACCGUUGUCGCGGAUCUUGACGAUAUCGAGGGCCAGGAGCUGGUGUACUAUGCACUCCGCUUCCGGAAAAGCAACGAUGGCGUUCGGUUGGACAUUGUCCACAAUCCCAAGGAUACCUCACGUUCCCCUUCGGUUCUUGCUCAACGCCUCAAGUCUCGUGAGGACAAGCUUUUAGAUUUUACUCGCUUUCUCGAUCUAGAGACUGCUCUCGAAACUGGCGAGUUCGAACCAGAUGUCGCUUACGACGCUUCUCUAGCCAACUUCCUUGCCAGCUCAAACAUGAAAGCUGGCGAUAACUUUGUUAUUCUCAACGGCCGUGUUCUCGGCCCCAUUACCUCGGCAGAUGACUUCAAGAAGGAAGAUUUCGAGGUGUUCCUCCAGGCUGAGCGCAGGACUCGCAUCCUGCCAGUCUAUAAAGCUCUUGAGGAUCUCGGCCUUGAUGACAAGGUGUCUGGGCCGUUGAGUGCAGCUAAGCUAACUUCCGUGACUGCUUUGUCGACUAUUUCGGAUCUCCCACAGGGCAUUUUUGACAACGCACCCACGGUAAGAACCACUUUAUUCAAGCAAUGGAACUCUACCUACACCUCUUUCGAGGUGGGUGAUGCGUCAACAGCCACCAUUUUCUUCGUGGCUGUCAUCAACCCCGCCAGUGAAAUCGGCCAGAGGUGGGUUGCUGUCCUGAAGGUGCUUUCUGAGCUCGAAGGUGUACACCUACGGGUCUUCCUCAACCCCACGGUCAUGAUUGAGGAGCUUCCCGUCAAGCGUUUCUAUCGCUACGUCCUGUCCUCUUCUCCCAGCUUCGAUGAGAGUGGCAAGGUCAAGGCUCUUUCGGCCCGCUUCACUGGUGUUCCUCGGGAAACCUUGCUCGUUGUUGGCAUGGAUGUCCCCCCUGCUUGGCUUGUCACGUCCAAAGUUGCGGUUGAUGAUCUGGAUAACCUUCGUAUCAAGGAUAUCAAAGCCAAGCGUGGCACGGAACAUGUUGAGGCGAUCUACGAACUUGAGCAUAUUCUUAUUGAGGGCCAUUCGCGCGAGAUUCCCGGGGCUCAUGCCCCACGUGGUGUUCAGCUUGUGCUGGAAACCGAGAACAACCCACACUUUGCUGACACGAUCAUCAUGGCCAACCUCGGCUACUUCCAGUUCAAGGCCAACCCAGGUGUCUACAACAUCCGACUCAAAGAAGGUCGGAGUUCGGAGAUUUUCACCCUGGAGAGCGUUGGAGCCAAGGGUUGGGGCCCUAUUCCUGGCGAUGACAACACUGAAGUCGUCCUCAUGGACUUCCAGGGCACGACCCUCUACCCUCGCUUGAGGCGAAAGCCCGGUAUGGAGGAGGAGGAUGUGCUCGAGCCGAGCACCAAGUCCGGUGAAGAGUCUGGCAGUGGCGCAAGGAACUUGGUCUCUCGAGGUAUAAAGUUUGCAGAGGGUCUCCUGGGUCGUGGCAACAAGGCCGCUGAGGCAACCAAGUCCGUGUCGAAAACCGAGCACGCCGAGAUCAACAUCUUCUCCGUCGCCAGCGGCCACCUCUACGAACGCAUGCUCAACAUCAUGAUGGCCUCAGUCAUGCACCACACCAACCACACGGUCAAGUUCUGGUUCAUCGAGCAAUUCCUGUCCCCCUCCUUCAAGGACUUCAUCCCGCACAUGGCAGCCGAGUACGGCUUCAAGUAUGAGAUGGUGACCUACAAGUGGCCACACUGGCUGCGCCAACAAAAGGAAAAGCAACGCGAGAUCUGGGGCUACAAGAUCCUCUUCUUGGACGUGCUCUUCCCGUUGUCCCUCGACAAGGUCAUCUUCGUCGACGCCGACCAGAUCGUGCGCACCGACAUGUACGACCUGGUCGAACACCCGCUGGAUGGCGCGCCCUACGGUUUCGCGCCCAUGUGCGACUCGCGCGUCGAGAUGGAGGGAUACCGCUUCUGGAAGACGGGCUACUGGGCGAACUACCUCAAGGGCAAGCCGUACCAUAUCAGUGCUCUGUAUGUCGUUGAUUUGCAGCGCUUUCGCGAGCUGGCGGCUGGUGAUCGUCUGCGCCAGCAGUAUCAUGCGCUGUCAGCCGACCCCAACUCGCUGGCCAACCUUGACCAGGACCUGCCCAACCACAUGCAAUUCACCAUUCCCAUCGCCACGCUGCCGCAGGAGUGGUUGUGGUGUGAGACAUGGUGCAGUGAUGAGACGCUCAAGGAUGCCAGGACCAUCGACCUGUGCAACAACCCGAUGACGAAGGAGCCCAAGUUGGAUCGGGCACGCAGACAGGUGCCCGAGUGGACGAAGUAUGACGAGGAGAUCGCUGAGUUGGCGAGGAGAGUGAGGGAAGAGAAGCCAAAGAAGAAGGAAGAAGAAAAAGUCCAGAAGAACCCAAAGAGUAGAAGGCUGGAUGGCGAUGAAGAGGAGGUCAAGACGGUUCGGGAGAAGGAUGAGCUGUGA
Messenger RNA from Thermochaetoides thermophila DSM 1495, 4530 nucleotides. RefSeq names its product UDP-glucose-glycoprotein glucosyltransferase-like protein. The transcript is spliced from 2 exons. The record is from RefSeq and is a predicted model, not a curated record. Gene Ontology annotation, molecular function: UDP-glucose:glycoprotein glucosyltransferase activity. Lineage: Eukaryota; Fungi; Ascomycota; Sordariomycetes; Sordariales; Chaetomiaceae. The coding region runs from base 1 to 4530 and encodes 1509 amino acids. Gene Ontology annotation, cellular component: endoplasmic reticulum.